AUGAACUUUCGACUUUGCAGCGUCCUUUACCAUCUCUAUUCCUCCUCCUCCUCCUUUCUGGUGAACGUUGGUCGUGUCGUCGUCUAUGCAGUCUCUUGUUACAGAGAUUCGCUGACUGGACUGCCACAUCUGACACCACCGCCGCCACCGCCAUCGCAUGGCUUCGACUGCGCGCAGGUGCGAGUUGGCAGACUGUCUGCUAUCGAUUUAAAGGUCCUCUGUUUCGUCCUCUACAUCAAAGCGCAACGAGAGCACAUCCCGAUUGAUAUCGGCGUCUAG
Mesocestoides corti is the source of this 279-nucleotide messenger RNA. NCBI's taxonomy places the organism in Eukaryota, Metazoa, Platyhelminthes, Cestoda, Cyclophyllidea, Mesocestoididae. The record is from the annotation of a GenBank genome assembly.